CCCGCGUACCUUAAGUGAUCCCCGCGUUUUAUAAAGUAUCCUAGCAAACUAGCCUAAUGCUCCAAGUCGGAUUUAAAAAAGUAAGGCUAGCUUGUGAUGUACUCUUCAAAAUUAGAUACAUUCAUUGUCCGAUUAGAGUGCCUGCCUUCCAAAGCAUAGCCUGCAAGCUACAAAGUCUUCAAGUUACCCACGGUAACCUUUCCCGUCUCCUCCUCCUAGCAACCACCAGCACCAACCAACUCGCGAGCGAAGACAAUAACAAAAGCUCUAGCUUGCUAGUAGAACUAGAGGGCUAGCGUUAGUCAAACAGCUUGCCGUUUAGCUGAUAAACAAGCAAGGCACCAUCAACUUUUCACGCCCAACUAAUUAGUGAAUCAAAAGGAGCCCACAACCAUGUCAUUGUGGGCUGAGACUCCUUUUGCAGAGCUCGGAAACAUCCAUCUGAAAGAGGACAGUGUGUGCGGGGCCCCAAACUCGCUGGACAUGCUGAAGAAUGACUUUGAUUUAAAUAAGUCCUAUCCCUCUGCCCAGCGUGCUUUUCACAGGAAAGGUCAGCAGUCUCUGCAACACUGGCAUUACCCUGGGUCAUUGACGGGCGGGUAUGUGAACUCUGGUAGUUCUGUCGCAACGAGAGACAUCCAGAUGUCCUGUCUGCAUGGCUCCCAGUCCCGCACACGGCCUGGCUCCCUGCCUGGCUCCCUGCCUCCCCUGUCAGCUCUGUCAGACACAGACACCUUGCUCAGCAAGCUCACCUGUGGAGCCCCUGCUGCCCACAACCCCAACAAGGCAGUUCUCACUGUGCACCUCAGGACAGAAGAGAUAACAGCUGCCAAUACGCUGGCUUGCCAGCUGUUUGAUUGCUGCAGCAGUGAGUUGAUUGGGCAAAAGCUGUCCUAUGUCCUGAAGAAAACCAAUCAGAUCCUGGAAGAAGCUUUAAAUGAAGAGUACCUACAAGCAGACGGACAUAUUGCCGUCGUAACCGGAAAAGUGAUGGAUGCGGUGAGUCUGUGUGGUGCUGAGGUGCCCGUGUCAGUGUGGACCCUGAUGCCCUCAGGGGAGGGAGGGCAGCACUGCCAGGUCUUGAUGGAGCGGGUUCAGAGGAUCGCAGCCCAAGUCUCUUUCUCGCAGGAAGGCAGCAUCCUCGGCUGUGACCAGGCGUUUGCCCAUCUCCAUGGUUACCACCAGGCCGGGGAGUUGACGGGCCUGUCCAUUAGUGAUCUGAUGCCCUCUCUGCGGAUGCCCCUCCACAGCCAAGCUCUGCCCAAGACGCUGCGGCUCCAGAGAGUGCGCGGUAGAAGCAGGGGGGGCACCUCCUUCCCCCUGUGCAUCAAGCUCCAGGGGGCCGUGGUGUGUAGGCGAGCCCAGCCUCAGGGCCUCGGGUCCGGCCGUGCCGAGCUGACCUGGAGCCCCGGAGGAGCGGCCGGCCAGGAGAGCCCGCCGGGGCCUCCUCUCACCUCCCCGGGGUGUCGAGCGCCCGAGCCCUCCCAGUCUGAGCUCUAUGAACAGACACAGUCACAGGACACGUCCUCUGUAGGGCUAGCGGACAGCGUCCUCCUCUCCCCAAGCUCUGCCCUGAUUUAUUCGGGGACGGUGUGGGUGUUUGCUCCUCUCAGCGGCCUCCUCACCCUGCACCCCGACGGCUCCCUCCUCAGCAUCCACAACCUGCUGGCUCUCAACCUGUUUGGCUACAGCAGGGCCGAGCUCACGGGCAAGACUGUCACCUUCCUGAUGCCUGGCUUCUAUGACUGGAUGUGCAGCUUGGAGAGGAAAGACAGGCCCCUCCCCCUCGCCCGUUCCCCAGGAGACGGGCUGCUCCUGACACGCUCCACUCAUCCCUCCAGCUGGGACACGGACCGCUGUAGAUCCUCUGGUAGCCCUAACCCUGGCACUAGCUGCAUGGUGCCCCAGUCCUGUCAGUCUGCUCUUUCUGGCAGACACAAGCCCCAGGACAGGAAAGACCCCUCGUCCCUGCUGGCUGGGGACAUGGCCAUGGUCCUGCAGGCCUGGCAGACCCCAGGCUCCUCUGCCAGGGGCAGGAUCUUCACAGGGACCAGCGCCAGGCUGGAGCAGCAGGGCAGCGCUCCCUCCACCCUGCACCCACCCGCAGUCACGUCCACCCCCACGGUCAGUUUGGAGGACACUUUGGAGCUGACAGGGGAGGUAGGAGACAGCACCGAUGUCCUCCUGCAGACCUUCGCCCUGGUGGAGGGACUCACCAUCUGCCUCCCUUCCCCGACCCAGCCUUCCAACCCCGGACUGCAGCCCUGCGACACCGACGGGACACACUGUCAACAGGCUCUCAAUGGAGCCCCUCAUCCAGGUCCCCUGGAUGCCUGUGGUCCUGCCAGGCCAGGGUGCUCCAACCUCCCAGAGAAGGAGGACCAGCGGACGGACCUCUCCGUCCUGCAGGACUCCAGCUUUGAAGUCAUCUCCAUGGGGAGCAGGUCCUCCUCUGGGUUCUGUGAGAAGUGGGCGGGUCAGGGCGGGUCGGGACCCGACCGCCUAGAGGAAUCAGCAGUGGUGUUGGAGUCUGCCAGCAGUUACGUGGACCUGAACUCCAACGAGGACCAGGUGACCCGGGCCAUGGCUGACCUGGACCUCAGCGGCAGCACGGAGCUCCCCCCGGGGGAGGAGCCCGCUGACCUGUCCCACACCUCCUGCGACACGGCCGAGCUCCUGCGCACCCCUUCUCCGUACGUGGUAGAGUCCGACCAGGAAGCGCAGUCUCCCAGUAAGAAGGGUGCUGAGGUCAGGAACAGUCCAUCGCUGGAGCGGGAGGGGGGGAGGAGUGAGAAUCAUCAGGCGUCGGAGCCGAAUCAGUGGGGAGCUUUCACUGAGAUGAACCAGGCUCAGACCCAGGAGUUCACAAGUCAGAUGAAUCUGGGGAUGCAGUCAGACAUGGAUGCUCCUAGCACCUCCACCCCCAAGAAGCCCCAGCUGAAUGGACACACCGACUCCCCAGCCCCCAAGCAGCCCAUCCGGGAGGGCAGAUACCAUGGCAACGGCUACCACAGGGAUGGCUCCAGAAUAGAGAUGCAGUGUGAGGUGUGCAGGGCAGAGCUGCCUGAGGGACGCUCGGUCUUCUGUGUGUGGCUGAGCCACCAGGAGGCGCUGUUGCAGAUGGAGCCCUCCAACAUGGCCUCCCAGCCCGACUCCUCAGCUCUGAGCCUGGGGGAGCCGACGUGUGACACGAGUCGCGGGGACGCCUUGCGCUCCACGGUGGACCUGGAGCAGUCGCGGGCCUGCAACGGCCAGUUUGACGAGGAGUACCACCCCAUCCGAGCGGUGGGCAAAGGGGCCUUUGGGUUUGUGUGGCAGGCCUGCAGGCGCUCAGACGGACAGGAGGUGGUGGUGAAGUUCAUCCGGAAGGCCAGGGUUGUGAGUGAAUGCUGGGUGGAUGACCCCAUGCUGGGACGAGUCAGCCAGGAGAUAGCCAUCCUAACACGUCUGCAACACCCCAACAUCGUCAAGGUGCUGGAGGUGUUUGAGAACGAGGGCUUCUUCCAGAUGGUGAUGGAGAAGCAUGGCGAGGGCCUCGACCUGUUUGAGUUCAUCGACAAGCAGCCCAGACUGGACGAAGCCCUAGCCAGCUACAUCUUCAGACAGUUGGUGGCAGCUGUGGCCUACCUGAGGAACAAAGCCAUCCUGCACCGUGACAUCAAGGAUGAGAACAUCAUCAUCGACACCUGCUUCCACGUCAGGCUCAUAGACUUUGGCUCUGCCGCCAUGCUGAGUCCCGGGAAACUCUUCUCCACCUUCUGUGGUACCCUGGAGUACUGCUCCCCCGAGGUGUUGCAGGGGAACCCCUACGAGGGGCCAGAGUUGGAGAUGUGGUCUCUGGGGGUGCUGCUGUACACGCUGCUGUUCAGUGAGAACCCCUUCUGUGGCAUGGAGGAGAUCCAGGAGGCCCACCUCAGACCCCCCUUCCCCCUCUCACCAGAACUGCAUGGUGUCCUGUCAGGCCUGCUGCAUCCAGCGCCCGACCAGAGGAUGAGCCUGGCCCAGCUGCUGCUCCAGCCCUGGGUCCGCCAGCCUAUCUCCCUGGCCGAGUACAGCUGGAGCGAGGUGGUGCCGGGGGCCCACAGCCAGGUGUCUCUACAGCAGCACAUGCUCAGUCCUGGAGGAUUCCUCGGGGACGGUUUGUACCCGGACGUAGGGGAUGACUCACUCCCCGAUGAGGAGGAGGAAGAUGAGGAGGAGAAGGCGUCCAUGUUUGCCUUAGAAACGGAGCUCAUGAAGUACCUCUCUGACGACUGAGAAACUGAACUACAGUGGUGGCUUCAAAGUCUUGGAAACCAAAAGGAAUGAUAGAUUUUCACCAACAAAAUCAAAUAGCGUACUGGUAAUAUGAGUACAAAUAUUUGGCAGGACAAUAUUGAGUCAGUAAAUGCUACCAAAGAGAAGACAAACAAAAAAAGUUACAUGAAGGAUUGGAUAACUACAGUAGAUUCAUUUGUAUGUAUGUUUAAAAAUGUUAUAAUGUCAUUAGAAUCAUACAUAUUAUGGUUUAAAACAUCUAAAAUGCCAAGUAAAAAUGGUAAAAGAAGCUUCAUAUAGGGACCAUGCGGAAAUAAAACUGGGUUAUUAUGCUUAAAAGUGAACUAAAACCUGAAUGACUUGUUACUGAAUAAGAUCUUCCUGGUGCUUUCACGCCUUUUAUUAGAAUUACGUUGAUACAAAAGCUAAUGUAAUGGCUUUAGUUUGGUUUUUAUCACAUUGUAAAUAUGUUUGCAAUAUUUUAAUAUGUAUUUAAUUCACCCGAAUAAAUGCUUUUAU
Hypomesus transpacificus is the source of this 4776-nucleotide messenger RNA. RefSeq names its product PAS domain containing serine/threonine kinase (gene pask). The coding region runs from base 394 to 4257 and encodes 1287 amino acids. Gene Ontology annotation, molecular function: protein serine/threonine kinase activity; ATP binding. The transcript has 22 exons. Gene Ontology annotation, cellular component: nucleus; cytoplasm; cytosol. The record is from RefSeq and is a predicted model, not a curated record. Gene Ontology annotation, biological process: protein phosphorylation; negative regulation of glycogen biosynthetic process; intracellular signal transduction. Lineage: Eukaryota; Metazoa; Chordata; Actinopteri; Osmeriformes; Osmeridae.